CAACAACAUCUAUUUAAUCUCUCUAUUUAUCACCAUCUAAUACCACCACCUAAUUUAUUAUGCUCCCCAUGUCCUAACGCUGCUUAUGUUCGUUUUAUAUUCACCAACUAAUACACUAAUAUUAAUUUCUUAAUAAGCCAUUGUAGACUCGGUCUUUACCGGCAAUAACCUUAAACCCUCUUACAUCAAAAAAGUUUUUUUCAUGAACACCUCACUUAUAAAUACACUUCAAGAUCUUCGAUUUAUUUUAAUCUUGUAUGGGAUUAAUAUCUACAAUGAGACUUUACCAUUCCAAAACACAACACAAGUAGACAAUUCAUCAUGUCUCAUCAAGCCCUUUAUUCAACACUAUCCUCCAAAAUACUAUCAGCAAACAAUGUCCUAUCCACAGCAACUGCAGUAAAUGUUUUAUACCCGGAAUCUAAAACCCUAGCCCAAUUAGAGGCAACUUUUGCCUAUUAUUCAAACCAAGAUAUCUUACAAACCGCAACUGCUUCACAAGUGGUGGAAUCCGCUAGUGCCGCAAUGGCUCAAGCUUCAGCUACAAUACAAGUUAUUCAUCAAUCAAGUAAUUUAUAUGGUGGGUUAACUCCUUCAUAUGGUGGGAAUUUAGCAUUAGCCGUCAUUUUUGGGAUUUUUUUCUUCCUACACACACUAUCAGGGAUUUGGUUUAAACAAUGGUGGUUUGGUGUUGCUUUCUUUUGUGGUUGUGGAUUAGAAAUGGCUGGAUAUAUUGGUAGAACUUUAAGUAAUGGAGAUUAUACAGUAUUGGAUUGGUUCUUAUUACAAAUUAUUUGUCUAACUAUUGCUCCUGCUUUUAUAAUGGGUGGGAUUUAUUAUAUAUUGGCAAAAUUUAUAAUGAUUUAUGGUACGAAAUUUGCAAUAAUGAAACCAAUGUGGUAUUCAUAUAUUUUCAUUGUUUGUGAUGUUAUUUCUUUAGUUAUUCAAGCUGCCGGUGGUGGGUUAGCUGCUACUUCAUUAACUGCAAAUGAAUCAACAGAAAGUGGGACUCAUGUUAUGGUUGCAGGUUUAGCAUUUCAAGUGUUUUCAAUGUCGAUUUAUAUUUUCUUAUAUCUACAUUUUUUCCACAAGAUUAGAUUUUUAAAUCAGACUCAACAUAAACAAUUAGAUGAUCAAUUCAAUCCAGAUUAUAAACAUAUUAGAGAUGAAAGAAUGUUUAAAAUCUUCCCAUAUGUGGUGUUUAUCGGGGUUUUAUUUGUUUAUGUUCGUUGUAUUUAUAGAGUUGUGGAAUUAGCUGAAGGUUGGACAGGAUUUUUAAUUGUUCAUGAAGUUUAUUUCAUGAUUUUAGAUGCUUUAAUGAUGGCGUUAACUUGUUUGAUUUUAUUAAUUUUCUAUCCUGGUUAUAUAUUACAUGGAAGAUCUGAAAAAAUCCCUGUUAAAGGUAUGAAGAGUUAUAAACCUGAAGAAAAUUUAGGUGAAGAAGGUCAACAUCCUGAACAAUUGGAAAGAAAACAACAACAAUUGCAGGAUCAAAAUGCGAAUAAUAAUGGAUUUCAGCCAGAUUUAGAGAAAAUCAAUCAAUUUAAUGAUGAUGGUACUUCUGAUCGAUCUUGAUUGAAUUAUCAAUAUCAUCCGUUAUGCAUUUUUGUAUUUUGUCAUACCCAGACGUUGUUUUCAGUUCUUUUAAAUUAUCAUAAAAAUACAAAUACAUCAAUAUUCAGUCGUUACUUUGUACUUGGUCUAAAUUCAAUUCAUCAAACUCUCGCAUGUUUAUUCAACUCUUUUUUAACCGUUCCGAAAUCUGAAUCAUCGGUGCAAAAUUUGUGAGACAGCAACAUGAUACGAUUGAAAGGCGGAUUCUUGGUAAUUAAACACCUAUAUCGAGUUUAUUAACAACGACAUUUCAAAAUAGACUUAAAUCUCCUUUCUUUACAGUUUACAGAAGUU
Hansenula anomala is the source of this 1908-nucleotide messenger RNA. RefSeq names its product RTA1 domain-containing protein. The record is from RefSeq and is a predicted model, not a curated record. Lineage: Eukaryota; Fungi; Ascomycota; Saccharomycetes; Phaffomycetales; Wickerhamomycetaceae. The transcript has a single exon. The coding region runs from base 322 to 1575 and encodes 417 amino acids. Gene Ontology annotation, cellular component: fungal-type vacuole; plasma membrane.